Oreochromis aureus is the source of this 1685-nucleotide messenger RNA. Its product is annotated as zinc finger protein 391-like. Gene Ontology annotation, biological process: regulation of transcription by RNA polymerase II. The coding region runs from base 1 to 1458 and encodes 485 amino acids. Gene Ontology annotation, molecular function: RNA polymerase II cis-regulatory region sequence-specific DNA binding; DNA-binding transcription factor activity, RNA polymerase II-specific. The record is from RefSeq and is a predicted model, not a curated record. NCBI's taxonomy places the organism in Eukaryota, Metazoa, Chordata, Actinopteri, Cichliformes, Cichlidae. The transcript has 2 exons. Gene Ontology annotation, cellular component: PcG protein complex; transcription regulator complex.
AUGAGCGCCCUGUCCGAGUCCGUCCUCAUCUCCAGUAAUACAACUAUUGAUGAGGUCGUACAGAAGUGUGAAUACACGGAAAUCGAUCUUCUGAUCGAGUCGCCUGGUUCAAUUCAAACGAGCUUACAGUUGAUUUUAAAGACGAGAACAAUGAAUGAAGUGGAUUAUCGUCAACGUAACGGCACUGAGAGUCAGCCUUUUGAAGGAAAGCCGCAGAUCAAACCGCAUCAGCUGCAGAAUGCUGAUAUCAACCAAACUACCGAGUUUCCUGCUGAUAUCCAACAGCUGUUGGUGAUUAAAGAAGAGGUUCCCCCAGAAUGGAGCCCCUCUGAGGACCAGUGGUCCCAAGAGCCCCUGCGCAUAAAGGGGGAGCGUGAGGAACUGUGCACCACUCAAACAGCAGAACACCUUAAAGGGCUGGAGGACACUGAUACCAGCAGGCUCCCAUUCACUGCUGCUCCUGUGAAGAGUGAAGAUGGUGAAGAGAAACCUAAUCCUUCAGAGCUUCAUCAUCAUCAAACAGUUAAACAAAUAAAAACUGAGACCGAUGGAGAUGACUUUGGAGGGCCAGAAUCAGCCAGAAACCUUGAUACAAAAACUACUUUACAACCUAAUGAAGUGGAAAAUGAUUCAGACUCCUCUGAGACUGAACUCAGUAACGAUGGCGAUGAAUGGCAGGGACCUUUGUCAGAUUUUAGACCUGACACUGAAGACAGUGACAAUGACUGGGAGGCAAGCAGGUCACCUGAGUCAGGUGUAAAUUGUCACGUGGGAUGUGACACUACCAAAAAACCCUUUAGCUGCUCCGAGUGUGGAAAACAUUUUCUCCACAGGCAGUCUCUCCACAGACACAUGAGAAUCCACACUGGAGAAAAACCUUUUUGUUGUGCUGUUUGUGGCGAGAAGUUUAGCAGGAAGACACAUUUUAAGACGCACAUGAGAGUUCACACAGGCGAAAAACCUUUUGAUUGUGGUUUUUGUGGUAAAAGGUUCAGCCAGAAGUCAAAUUUUAAGGAACACUUACGAGUCCACACAGGAGAGACUCCAUUUGGCUGUGAGGCUUGCGGGAAAAGAUUUAGAGUUAAUUUUACUCUUAAAAGACACAUGCGAGUCCACACGGGAGAAAAACCGUUUGUUUGUGUUGACUGUGGAAAGACAUUCAGUUCCAAUACGCACCUUAAGACACACACGAGAGUCCACACGGGAGAGAAACCAUUUAGCUGUGGUGUUUGCGGCGAGAGAUUUGCACAGCAAGGGGUUCUGAAGAGUCACACCAGAGUUCACACAGGUGAGAAGCCUUUCGGUUGUGGUCUCUGUGGAAAGAGAUUUAGACAGCAGAAUACUCUCAAGAGACACAUGAGCGUCCACACGGGAGAGAAGCCGUUCUCCUGUGACGUCUGUGGCGAAAAAUAUACCAGACAGGGAAGUUUGAAGAGGCACAUGAAUGUACACAUAUGACAGAUGUUGUACAACUGCAGCUUCAACAACUGAAUCACAUACCUGUCAUUUUGUGCCUGAACAUCUUGAAACUUUUGGGUUAUAAACACUGGACUUCUGUAACUGUUUUCUGGCCUUUGAUGGACCGGGCUUCUCUCAGUCUGUCUCACUGAUGUUUGAUCGAAUGUAUAAACACUACAUGACACUAAAUAAUGAAGUACUAAUAUUACUGAAACAGUAAUCUAAAA